Messenger RNA from Prunus mume (Japanese apricot), 2829 nucleotides. The record is from RefSeq and is a predicted model, not a curated record. Lineage: Eukaryota; Viridiplantae; Streptophyta; Magnoliopsida; Rosales; Rosaceae.
GUUAAAUUAAGGUAGUGUGUUUAUUCUCUUGCACAAGUUCGAUAACGGGGUUAAAUGCAUUUGAGUUUAACGUCCGAUGUGUCAAAUUGUUUGCUACGUGUCAGAAAACUACUAGGCCGUAGCUCCACAUCAGUUGUACUACAGUUACAGUACUACUGAAUGAUUUCUCCACUCCACAGGAGACUUGGAGGCCAUCUGCCAAUGCCUGUCUUCAACUCUUCAACCAUGCUCAUGCUGCGUCUGAAGAUCUCAGCCAAAGUCUGCCCUCAUCUGCACUCAAUCACCACUGUCUCCUUCUCCACUUCUGCCUCCGCCUCCCCUUCCAUCUCCACCGUCGAUCUCCUCGACUCCUACACCGUGACCCCACCAAUCCAACCCUGGCCCAGACGCCUCCACCCAAAGCGCCUCAUCUCCCUCAUCACUCGCGAACCCAACCUCGACCUCGCCCUCCAAAUCUUCCACCACGCCUCCAAAUUCCACCCUGGCUUUUCCCAUAACUACCACACCUACCACGCCAUCCUCAACCGCCUCUCUCGUUCCCGCGCUUUUCACCCCAAAAUCGACCCGCUCCUCUCAGACCUCAGCAACUCCGGCAUCAAAUGCUCUGAAGACCUCUUCAUCACCCUCAUUCGCAAUUUCGGCGUCUUGGGUCGUCCCAAGCUCUCCUUCAAGACCUUCCUCGACAUUCCAAAGCUUGGAGCUCAACGCUCUGCCAAGUCCCUGAACGCCUUGUUGAACGCUUUGGUUCAGAACCAUGAGUAUGGUUUGGUCCACUCCGUGUUUAAAAAUUGUGGGCAAAGAUUUGGGGUUAGGCCCAACGUGUUCACUUGUAAUAUACUGAUCAAGGCGCUUUGCCAAAAGGGUGAUGUUGAGACUGCACUCAAGGUGCUUGACGAAAUGCCUGCAAUGGGGUUUGUCCCGGAUGUUGUGACUUAUACCACGGUUUUAGGAGGGUAUGUUUUACGGGGUGACAUGGUUGGCGCCAAGAGGGUUUUCGGGGAGGUUUUGGAUAGAGGGUGGCAUCCGGAUGCGACUACUUACACCAUUUUGAUGGAUGGGUUUGUUAAGCAAGGGAAGUUGGUUGAUGCUGUGAGGGUCAUGGAUGAGAUGGAGGAAAAUAAGGUUGGCCCAAAUGAGGUGACUUAUGGGGUUAUGAUUGAAGCUUAUUGUAAGGCAAAGAAGUCGGGUGAAGCGGUUAAUUUGCUUAAUGAUAUGCUUGAGAAAAGGUAUAUACCGAGUUCGGCGCUUUGCUGUAAGGUGAUUGAUAUUUUGUGUCAUGAAGGGAAGGCGGAGGACGGUUGUGAAUUGUGGAAGAGGCUUUUGAAGAACAACUGCACACCCGAUAAUGCAAUCUCGAGCACGGUCAUAUACUGGCUUUGUAAGGAGGGGAAAGUAUGGGAAGCCAAGAAAUUGUUUAAUCAGUUUAAGACGGAUUUGAUUCCCAGUGUCAUGACGUACAACAUGCUUAUCGCGGGACUGUGUGAAGUGGGGGAGCUGUGCGAGGCAGGGAGGUUGUGGGAUGACAUGGUUGAGAAAGGAUGUGCUCCGAAUGCUUUUACAUAUAAUAUGUUGAUCAAAGGAUUUUGUAAAAUUGGAAAAGCAGAGGAGGGGAUUAGGAUUUUAGAGGAGAUGCUGGAUAAAGGUUGUUUGCCCAACAAGUCUACUUAUGGCAUGUUGAUUGAGGGGCUCUGUGACUUGGGGAAGGAAUCUGAAGUCACAAAAGUGAUUUCAUUGGCAAUGUCAAAUGGAGACAUUGAGAGUGCUUCGUGGGAUCUUUUGCUUACUAAGUUUGUAGGUGAUUUGGAUACUGGGGGAGCUGUUAUGGACAAAAUACUUGUGGAGAAUGUUAAUUAGAGGCCUUUUCAACAUAUAACCCAGACCUCGUGAGAGUGGAAUGCAUUUAUAUAAUCUCAUGCACAAGGUUUCUGAGGUUUCUGUGAGCAGGCACCAUUUGUGAUUUGGGUGCACGAAGGUUCUUGUGCAAUUCGAUGAAAUGUGCAUUGAAUGCCGCGGGCAAAUUUGCACAUGCAAAUAGUUCCUUGUGGGUGUUUACAGGUGGAAGUUGAAGUAGCUGAAAUCUGAUGAUGGUAACAGAGUUGUCAAAAGCAAAGUUGAGCUAGGCAUCAAUUUCACAUACUUGAACUUAAAGUAACUAAGAUGGGAGGUGGAAAGGACAAACAACAUGAGUCUACUGACAAAGGGUUAUUUUCAUUUGAUGGUGGAUUUGGUGCUGGACACUAUCCUGGAUCAUACCCUCCGCAAGGAUAUGGAUAUCCCCCACAAGCACAUCAUGGAUAUCCUUCCUCCGGUGGGUAUCCUCCACCUGGAUAUCCUUCCAAUGGGGGAUAUCCACCAGUCGCCUAUCCAAGUGGAUAUCCCCCAGCCGGUUAUCCAGGUCACUCAGGUCCAUAUAAUUCAGGGUAUGGAUCUAGCAUGGGACUGGGAGGGAUGUUAGCGGGGGGUGCUGCUGCUUACGGGGCUAACCAUCUUGCGCAUAGGGGCCAUAGCCAUGGAUAUGGUUACGGCGGGGGUUACCAGGGCUAUGGUGGUUCUCAUGGGAAGUUCAAACAUGGCAAAUUUAAGGGAAAGGGGAAGUAUGGCAAGCCCUUUGGGGGCAAGUUCAAGAAAUGGAAGUGAUCAUGGCGUGGAUCCAGGCAAAAUAUCAUGGUCGGUUCAAGAUCUAAGUCUACAGAUAAUCUUAUACUGUAAUUGGCUUCCUAAUAAUUUCGACAGCCAUGCUGUUUCGGGUUGUCUUAUUGUUUCUUUCAAUAAUGCUAUAUACUAUGUAUGUCGUCUAAUUUAGUUGUUUUUGUUCCUUUGAGAAGGCUA